This is a messenger RNA of Scheffersomyces coipomensis, 3287 nucleotides long. RefSeq lists its product as uncharacterized. Gene Ontology annotation, biological process: cytoskeleton organization. Gene Ontology annotation, cellular component: cytosol. The transcript has a single exon. The record is from RefSeq and is a predicted model, not a curated record. NCBI's taxonomy places the organism in Eukaryota, Fungi, Ascomycota, Pichiomycetes, Serinales, Debaryomycetaceae. Bases 272 to 3148 code for a protein of 958 amino acids.
AACUGAUCUAAAUUAACUUUCAAAUCCCUGAAUCAAAUCGGUGUAGACAUCAAUAAACAAGAUCAAAAACGAUUUAAAGGUUUGAUUCUGCCGUGUGGUGAUAGUUGAAGAAGAGAAAAAAAAGUGAUGUAAGUAAAUCCAUACCGCAAACAUCCACACCUACAGGACUGUAUAUAAGUCACAACAUAAUAAACUUUUAAAAACAGCAGUUGCUAAUAAUAUAAUUAUGACGGUCAAACCAUAGAUAGUUACCAUUGAUUCAUCAUAUGUCAUGCAAGAUGAACAAGUGCUGAUUGAUCGAUUGGAGGAUCAGAUCAUUGAUCAUCCAGACGCAUCAACGAAGCAGGAGUUACAUGAUUCAUUGGAUGAAACGUUUCAAAAGAAAUUGAAUGCAAGAGCAGAACAGAUCAAAUCAAAUCAAUAUGAUAGACGAUAUAAAAGUCAAGACAAUGGUCCUGGUGGAGUAUCACCGUCAAGUGGUGGUGCUGGACCUGGUAGUGGGACUGUCAACUAUCAAUUCUUAAUCACCAAGUAUCAUCUUCAAUAUGAAUAUACUGAUUAUGGAGAAUUGGAACAAGAGAUCAAUGAAUGGUUUACUAAGAAUGAUUUGAAUGUAUUGGGGGGAUUAACUACUUUACCAUAUGUAUAUGAGAUGACUUUAGAAGAACAACGAGAUAACUUCCCCCUUGAAGAUCUUAAGAUUGAAUUGCUUAAAGAUUCAUUACCAAUAUUAAAAGUAGGAAAACUAUGGGAGGCAGAUAGUAGUAUUACUAAAGUCUCACAAGUGUUAAUAUACUAUUCAUUAGGAGAAUAUGAGAAUAAAUCAUACGUACAAGAUCAAUUGAAUUCAAUUUUGGAAAAUAAUACCAAUUUAUUAAAGUUGAAAGUUUACAUUCCUUUAAUUUCCUUAUUACAACAAUUCUUUAAACAUAGAAUAACUACAGAUAAAUCAUCAUCAAUCUUGAAACCUAUAACACCAAUCGUUGAACAGAGCUAUUUCCAAACCUUAACUUUGAUCUAUGUAAUGGUUCAAUCUGCCAUAAACCUUCCUGAUUCACCUGAAAUUGAAGAAUUCAGACAGUGGUUAGCUAAGACAGAUCUUUUAUCAUCAUUAAUUGAAUUCAUUGAACAUUGGAAAUGGAAACCAAAUACAUCAUAUAGAAUCAGAUAUUUAAUAUUCUUAAGUUGGAAAUUAAUCCUCUUUGAAAUGGGAGAUUCGACUCAAUUAAAGAAAUGUGAUGAAUUUUUAAUUAAAUCAAAUGAUAUCAAGAAUAAGAAGGGAAAGGACUUACCAGAAACAAGAUUGACAUGUUCACCAUUGGAUUAUUUUGCAUUCAGAGAAGAUUUAUUGGAUAAAUAUCCCUUAUACAAUGAUACUAAAUUAAAAGUAUUUGAUUUUAGUGAAUUUCAUAAAAAUUUAGAUAAUUCAGAAGAUGAAAGUGAUACCGUCAGUGUUCUGUCAUCUACAUCUCUUGAUGAUAGAUAUAAAUAUUUCAUGGCCAUGAAUACUUAUUCAAAUUCAUUAACUAAUUUAGUAGAAAGACCAAAGACAAAUAAAUCCCAUACUGUUUUAAGUCAAUUACCUGCUCAAACAUUACAUAUUGCAACACCAGUUCCAUCACCUGUUCUUGAAACAUCAGAUUAUAUGUCAGGAGGAGAGAAAAUCAGAAGAUCAUAUCAGGUUAAUCAAGCCAUGCCGUUUAUUUAUCCUAAUUUAUCAUCUUUAGUAGAUACAUCAUCAGAUAAUGUUGAAGUACCUUAUGCCAUUAAAGAAGCAGACGAGAUUUUGAAGAAUUCAGUUUAUGAAAGUUAUUCAUUAAAGAGAUUAUGGGAUGAAAGACAAAAAUUCAUGAAACAAGAAAGAGGAUAUUUAAGUGAAUAUGAUAAAGAUAAGACAGAAAAACAACAACAAAAACCUAAAACAGAUAGUAUUGAUAUUGAUGAUGUGAAUGAUGAUACGGUUGAAAAGGAUAAAUCUAAAUUAUAUGACUUGUAUCCUGACCAUAAAUCUGAGAUUAAUUCCAUUUUAAGAGUUGAAAGAUUCUAUAAUAAGAAUUUAGUCCGAUUUAAUGCAUUCAUUGAAGUAUUAGUUGAUACUAUUAAAUAUAACCGAUUAGAAUAUAAUCUAAAUUUUGCGGAAAUGGAAUUAAAUCCUCAAACUUCAUAUUUUGCUACCAAUAAAGGUAAUAAUUACGAAAAUUUGCCUGAUAAAGAAGCUGCUAGAGAAAAGAUUAAUCAUAUUUUAUUACUGCAACUUGAAGUUGUUAAUGUCAAAGAAAUCACUUUAAAAGCAAGUACUAGUAUUAUCUUAUUACUUUUAAAAUGGUUCAAGAUAAGUCAUGUAUUAAAAUAUUAUUAUCUUACCUCGAUUUUAUUUGAUCAACAAUUUUUUGCCAUUAGUUUGGAUUAUUUAAGUCGAAGUUUUAAUAAUAGUAAUUUACAAAAUCUAUCAAGUCAAGAUAGUAAGAUUCAUGAAGAUUUAAAUGAAUAUGAGAUUUUAAUUAAUCAAAAUAAAUUAAUGAAUCCCAAAAUCCGAAUUCCAUCGUUUGAAUUCUUUAAUAAUUGUUUGAAUUUAAAUCAAGAUAAAUUUCAAUCGAUUAAUCUUAUAAAUAAACGAUUGAUUCUGCUGUUACCUGAAAUCCUUGAUGACAAUAAUAUUAAUCAUGUAUAUAUUUCCGAAUGCAAUGAUAAUUUUGCAUUUAUAUUAUCUAAUAUCUUAAAAAUCAUUAAAAAGAUAUUAAUCAAGAAUGUGACACAACGGAUAUUCACUUUAAAUGAAUUAAAACCAACUGAAUUAUUCAAAAUGAUAGUUAUGAAUUAUGAUAAUGAAGCAUUUACCAAACCUAUUUUAAAAACGCUAAAGAAAUUAAUUCCUUAUCAAGGUAGGAAAUGGAAAACCAUUAAUAUGGAUUUGAUUAGUUUAAUCUAUUUGAACUUAAAAUUAACUUUAAAGGAUAAUUGGUUAAGUGGGAAAGAUUUAGAAAGUGAUUUUAAUAAUUCUUUAGAUCAAGAAAUUGCUUUAAGAGCAUUAUUACAGUUUUAUAAUAUUAGAAAAUACCCUCAACAAAUGGAAUCAAUUGGAUAUCAUAUCGAUAAAGACUUUGAUAUUCCAUUUCUAAAUCUUAGCGAAGAUCAAGAUUACUUUUAAGUAUAUACCUUCCCUUUAAUAAUAGUAAUAAUAAUAAUAACAAUAAUAAUAAUAUAAACCUUUUUAGCAUUUGCAGUCAUUUAAACUGUCUUCCCAAUUAGGAAGUGGUCGUGUCCCCAGUGACAAAUAUUUUAUAGUG